Oryza sativa Japonica Group (Japanese rice) is the source of this 2250-nucleotide messenger RNA. The record is from RefSeq and is a predicted model, not a curated record. NCBI's taxonomy places the organism in Eukaryota, Viridiplantae, Streptophyta, Magnoliopsida, Poales, Poaceae.
UUUAUUCCGUGACGUCGCGGCGGCGGCGGCGGCAGCGUCGCCUAACCCUAGCUAAACCCCCCUUCUCCCUUGCGCCUCCGCUUCGCGAGCCUCAUCUCCUCGAUCUCUUUCGAUUCAGUGGAAAACCUAGGAGACCGGCGCGGCAUGGCGGAGUCGGGCUCGUCGGGCCUGGAGGAGAAGCUGGCGGGUCUCUCCGCGGGCUGCGGCGAGGAGCCGCAGCAGCUCUCGAAGAAUGCCAAGAAGAGGGAGGAGAAAAGGAAGAAGCAGGAGGAGGAGCGCCGGUUGAAGGAGGAAGAGAAGAAGAAGAAGGCCGCUGCAACAGCAGCUGCUAGUGGAGAGCCCCCGAAGGAAUCUGCCGCCGACGAUGAGGAAAUGGAUCCCACUCAAUAUUAUGAGAAUCGCCUCAAGGCACUUGAUUCACUCAAGGCCACGGGUGUAAACCCCUAUCCCCAUAAGUUCCUGGCUAAUAUUACCGUAGCCGAUUAUAUUGAGAAAUACAAGAGCAUGAAUGUUGGGGAUAAGCUUGUUGACGUCACCGAGUGCCUAGCAGGGAGGAUCAUGACCAAGAGAGCGCAAUCUUCCAAGCUCUUAUUUUAUGAUCUUUAUGGUGGUGGUGAGAAAGUUCAAGUUUUUGCUGAUGCCAGGACCUCAGAGUUGGAAGAUAAUGAAUUCAUUAAGUUUCACUCUACUCUGAAACGAGGUGAUAUUGUUGGUGUAUGUGGUUAUCCAGGAAAGAGCAAGAGAGGGGAGCUCAGUAUAUUCCCAAAGAAAAUUGUUGUGCUCUCCCCAUGCCUUCAUAUGAUGCCUCGACAGAAGAGUGAGGGAAGUGCUGUUCCCACUCCAUGGGCUCCAGGAAUGGGUAGGAACAUCGAAAAGUAUGUUUUGAGGGACCAGGAAACCCGAUAUCGUCAACGAUAUCUUGAUCUCAUGGUAAACCAUGAAGUGAGGCAUAUUUUCAAGACAAGAUCAAAAGUUGUCUCUUUUAUUCGGAAAUUUCUUGAUGGUCUUGACUUUUUAGAGGUGGAGACUCCAAUGAUGAACAUGAUUGCAGGUGGAGCAGCUGCAAGGCCUUUUGUCACACAUCAUAAUGAGUUAAACAUGAGGCUUUAUAUGCGUAUUGCUCCUGAGCUCUAUCUGAAGGAAUUGGUUGUUGGGGGGCUGGAUCGUGUUUAUGAAAUUGGGAAGCAGUUCAGGAAUGAAGGAAUUGACCUGACGCACAAUCCUGAAUUCACAACAUGUGAAUUUUAUAUGGCAUAUGCAGAUUACAAUGACUUGAUAGAGCUUACUGAAACCAUGUUAUCUGGUAUGGUUAAGGAGUUGACAGGUGGCUACAAGAUUAAAUAUCAUGCUAACGGAGUUGAGAAACCACCAAUAGAGAUUGAUUUCACACCUCCCUUCAGAAAGAUAGACAUGAUUGAAGAAUUAGAGGCUAUGGCUAAACUCAAUAUACCUAAAGAUCUCUCAAGUGAUGAAGCAAACAAGUAUUUGAUAGAUGCCUGUGCCAAAUAUGAUGUCAAAUGCCCACCUCCCCAGACUACAACACGGUUGCUUGAUAAGCUAGUUGGCCAUUUCUUGGAGGAGACAUGUGUGAAUCCCACGUUUAUUAUCAACCAUCCAGAGAUAAUGAGUCCAUUGGCAAAGUGGCAUAGGUCUCGACCUGGAUUGACUGAGAGGUUUGAGCUCUUUGUUAACAAGCAUGAGGUGUGCAAUGCAUAUACAGAGUUAAAUGAUCCUGUUGUUCAGAGGCAACGGUUUGAGGAACAACUAAAGGAUCGUCAAUCUGGUGAUGAUGAAGCUAUGGCAUUGGAUGAAACAUUCUGCACAGCCCUUGAGUAUGGCCUACCACCGACUGGUGGUUGGGGAUUGGGAAUUGAUCGCCUUACAAUGUUGCUGACUGAUUCUCAGAAUAUCAAGGAAGUUCUUCUAUUCCCGGCUAUGAAGCCUCAAGAUUAGAUAUGUCCACAAAGCAGGAACCUGUCAGAAGGAUUAAAGCAGACUGAAUGCUGACUGAGAGGAUUUCAAUUGGCCCUCGAGAUGGAGGAUUUGAAGGAAACUUAUAAUUUUGUUUUAAUUGUGCAUGUGAGGUUUCCAUGUCCUAUUGUACUUUAUUUUUGGAGAACAUUGGUGGUCAGUUAAGCAAACAGUUAAUCUCGCUGCAAAGAUAUCAAGCGUAACUUAUAAGAUGACUUAAGUUUGUGCAAUUUCUGUGGCCUUACUUGAAAAUGAUAGCGCGUUAUUUGCGGUCUUGAA